Molecule: messenger RNA, 3025 nt
Organism: Sciurus carolinensis (gray squirrel)
Lineage: Eukaryota; Metazoa; Chordata; Mammalia; Rodentia; Sciuridae
Gene: Trmt5
Product: tRNA methyltransferase 5
Exons: 5
Coding region: 116-1639 (507 amino acids)
Biological process (GO): mitochondrial tRNA methylation; tRNA N1-guanine methylation
Cellular component (GO): cytoplasm; mitochondrial matrix
Source: RefSeq, a predicted model, not a curated record
AAGAAAAGAGAGAGUGGCGUGAUUUGAUGACGCUACCCGCUUCGCGGCGAACAAUGAUGAUGUCAUCGAAGGCCCGUCCAACCAUUUGCGACCCCUUUUCGAGCUGCACCAGAGCAUGAGAGUUCUAUGGAGGCCAUUUGUUUUCUCAAGAAGACUUCAGAAAGUGGAAAACUGUAACACAACUGUAUCAGAAUUGUUGAUUCCACUAGCAUGGACAACAGUCACACAGCAGCUUAGGAAAGUACCUGAUAUUUUCUUUUGGGGUCAAAGAAAAAGAUUCUCAACCAUGCCAGAAACAGAAACAAAUAAAAGAGACUCUGAGUUAUUUUCACCACCUUCUGAUGUCCGAGGAAUGACAAAACUUGAUAGAACAGCUUUUAAAAAGACAGUCACAAUUCCAGUGCUUAAAGUGAGGAAAGAAAUAGUCAACAAAUUGAUGCGAUCUCUUAAAAGGGCAGCACUGCAGCGCCCAGGCAUAAAGCGAGUGAUUGAAGAUCCAGAAGAUGAAGAAAGUAGACUAAUUAUGUUGGAUCCCUAUAAAAUGUUUACUCAUGAUUCCUUUGAGAAAGCAGAACUCAAUAUUUUAAAGCAACUUAAUGUCAGUCCACAGAUUACUAAAUACAGUUUAGAACUAACUUAUGAAAACUUUAAGUCAGAAGAAAUCUUGAGAGCUGUACUUCCUGAAGGUCAAGAUGUGAUUUCAGGGUUUAGCAGAGUUGGGCAUAUUGCACACCUGAAUCUUCGAGAUCAUCAGCUCCCCUUCAAGCAUUUAAUUGGUCAAGUUAUGAUUGACAAAAAUCCAGGAAUCACCUCAGCAGUGAAUAAAAUCAAUAAUAUUGACAAUACAUACCGAAAUUUCCAAAUGGAAGUGCUAUCUGGAGAAGAGAACAUGAUGACCAAGGUUCGAGAAAACAACUACACCUAUGAAUUUGAUUUUUCAAAAGUCUAUUGGAAUCCUCGUCUCUCCACAGAACACAGCCGUAUCACAGAACUUCUAAAGCCUGGGGAUGUCCUAUUUGAUGUUUUUGCUGGAGUUGGGCCCUUUGCUGUUCCAGCAGCAAAGAAAAACUGCACUGUAUUUGCCAAUGAUCUCAAUCCUGAAUCCCAUAAAUGGCUGUUGCACAACUGUAAAUUAAAUAAAGUGGACCGAAAGGUGAAAGUCUUCAACUUGGAUGGUAAAGACUUUCUCCAAGGACCAGUCAGAGAAGAGUUAAUGCAGCAGCUGGGACUGUCAAAAGAAAGAAAACACUCUGUCCACAUUGUCAUGAACUUGCCAGCAAAGGCUAUAGAGUUUCUCAGUGCUUUCAAAUCACUUUUAGAUGGGCAGCCAUGCAGCAGUGACCUCCUUCCCAUAGUGCACUGUUACAGCUUUUCCAAAGAUGUUAAUCCUGCUAAGGAUGUUCAACAACAAGCUGGAGCAGUGUUAGGCAUUUCCUUGGAGGCUUGCAGUUCAGUGCACCUAGUAAGAAAUGUGGCCCCUAACAAGGAAAUGCUCUGCAUCACCUUUCAGAUUCCUGCUUCUACACUCUAUAAGAACCAGACCAUAAAUCUAGAGCAUGGUGAAGAUCCACCUCUUAAACGGCAGAAGACAGAUAAUGCCUUUUCAGAAGGAAAAGCACAAAUUGCUUCAAACACUUAAUUGGAAAUAUUUUCUCCAUCUGCUCACUGAACUUAUGUGUAAUAAAAUACAACUUAUGUGACUUCAUAAAAUUGUAGCAUUCAGUUACUCUAUUAUUGAACCCUUAUAUUUUGCCCUGUUUUAUAAACUGAGUGUUAUUAAAUUAAACUAAAUGUGCUAACUAUAUUUUUAUCUAAAUUAUAAUAUGUAAUUAUUUUAUAAUCUAAAUUAUAUCUGUUCAUCAGGUAAAUACACUUAUUGUCUGUCUUGGGAAAAUGGUUUUUGAAGACAGUAAUUGCUGUCUAACUAGGAAGGCACUAAUAACACUUUUUAGUCAUCUUUUGUGAAAGAGUAUAGUUAUUUUACAUAACUACUUCUCUAGUACUAAUUAUCACUAUAAAAAGUCAUUAAAAAAUGAUAUUACUUAGAGCAGGGACAGGCAAACUAUAUCCUGCAGACUACAUCUGGCCUACCACGCCUUUCAGGCGUUCAACAUUGAGAGUGCAUUUUGUGACAUGUGAAAACUGUAUAAAAUUUGAGUUUCAGCAUACAUAAAGUUUUACUGGAACAUACCCUACUCACGUUUUCUUACUGUCUAUAGCUGCUUUCUUGAUAAAGCAGCGAAGUGAACACUGCAACAGUCUUACUGUGACUCAUCUUCACACUGUUGCUUGCCAUACUACAAAUCACAGUGACAUGGAUGUAGAAACUCUACAUUUUGAAUGCCAUAUAUAAUAUAGCCCAGCCACAAAUUCUUUUAUUAUCAGUACACACUUAUGUUAGGAAAGAAAAGUGGACUUGGAAUGUUGUGCUUUGGAAGCACAGUGGAGUGUGAAUUAUUUCAACAUUGAAUUAGAUGACAAAAAUCUAUAGCUAAUUGAAAACCAUACAAUAUACAUUGAUAUUACCAGACAAAGCAAUUGUCACAGUUUGGUCUUUCCCAGAAUGUUAUGUAGUUGAAACCAUAUAGUAUAUAUCCUUUUCAGGAGUGAGUUAGAGCCCUUCUUUCUUACUAAAUGCAUUGAAAUUCAAAAUUGUUUUGAAACUCAACCCACGUACUGUACAUUGAUGUCAGGUUGGAAAAGUACACAUAUAAAUGAUGUUCAUGUCACCCCUUAGACAAAAUAUAUGGUAAUUGUAAAGAAAACAAUACAUGCUUCAUUUAGUAUUUUAACCCUUACCCUUUUCACUUAGAGUGGAGAAGUAAAUGUUGUUAUUAUUUCAUUAUUUAAAUCUAGGCUCACCCUAAACUUUUAGAUGUGAUCUACAGUAUCCUCUUGAUGAAUCCACUAGGAAAAUAACAGCUGGAAAACGCAUUAGGUACAUUUUUUUUAAAUUUUGUUAACUUUUUAACAGAUUCUUGCCACCUUAAUUGGAUUUUUAAAAUUAUUUUCUUACCACCUGUGA